AUGGCUAUCAGCGAGUCUCAUCCCCAAGCCUCCACCAAACCAAACCAUUCUCCUCCAAUGGAAGUCCACUGCGUCAAAUGCGACUCCUGCGGCUUCACAGAGGAUUGCACCCCCGCGUACAUAGCACGCGUCCGUGAGCGCUACCAGGGACGGUGGAUAUGUGGGCUCUGCGUGGAGGCCGUGAAAGACGAGGCGCUCCGAUCAGAUAGGCUCAUCUCCACCGAGGAGGCCCUGAACCGCCACAUAAGCUUCUGCAAGAAUUUCAGAUCGUCUAGUAAGGAAAAAACAGAGCACCCUAUUCUGGCCAUGGGCCGGGUUUUCCGCCGGAGCUUGGAUACUCCGAGGGCGCUCCGGUCCAAUUCUAGCUCCUCUCUCGGUGGCGUUGAGAGGGUUGGUGGGCCGGCGCUGGUUAGGUCCGGCAGUUGCUUCCCUGCUCUCAAUAGCUGA
Molecule: messenger RNA, 447 nt
Organism: Rosa rugosa (rugosa rose)
Lineage: Eukaryota; Viridiplantae; Streptophyta; Magnoliopsida; Rosales; Rosaceae
Exons: 1
Coding region: 1-447 (148 amino acids)
Source: RefSeq, a predicted model, not a curated record